AUGCAAGGAGGCAUGAUCGAGCUCGCGCGGCAGGCGGCGGCCGCGGCGAGGGCCGAGCGAGGGGUGCGUGGUCCGGCCAGGCUGCCGGUGCGUAGGUACCGCGGCGUCAUGAGGCAGGGCGACAUGUAUGCCGCCGAGAUCAUGGACGCCGCGGGCCUCCGCCCGGUGUGGCUCGGGUCGUACGCGACUCCCGAGGAGGCAGCGUACGCGUACGACGCCGCCACGAGGAUCAUGCACGGGAACAAGGCCAAGCCCAACUUCCCCGAGCCCCCGGUCCCGUACCAUGGUGGAGCCGCGCCGGCGUUCUCACAGUUUAUGUACCGUCCAGCUGCAGGUCCAGCGUUCGACGCCGCCGCCGGUGGAAGCAACGGCGCAGGCUUCUAUGGUCCAGCGCUCGCCGCCGCCGGUGGAAGCAACGGCGCAGGCUUCUAUGGUAUGGCUCCGAUGAUCGGCCCCGAGCCCGAGGUGCCCAUGCCCGCCUAUGCAGCGAGGCGCGCACGGAGCAGCUCUGACAAGAAAAACAAGGCGGCUGUCGAUGCCUCGGCAACGUCGGACCCAAAGCUGGUCAUCAUCAUCGAGUCUGAUUCUGAUGGUGAGUCCGUGGUCGAGGAUAACUUCACCGGCGACGGCGGCGCGUCCUCCUCGUCUGCAGCGCGUCCGGCGGUGCUUCCACUCAGGCUCAAGGAUCUGAUGGAAGCCGAAGUAGUUCGCCGCAGCGCUGAUGAGGGGAAGCCGUAA
Molecule: messenger RNA, 738 nt
Organism: Miscanthus lutarioriparius
Lineage: Eukaryota; Viridiplantae; Streptophyta; Magnoliopsida; Poales; Poaceae
Source: the annotation of a GenBank genome assembly